AGUGGCGCAGCGGGCGGGGCGGGACAGGGCCCGGGCCCGCCCGUCCUUUCAGCCGUCCGGCGGCGGGAGGGGAGCGGGGCGGGGCUGUGGGGUUGCCUCCUCUGUGAAUCAUAGAAUCAUAAAGGUUGGAGGAGACCUACAAGAUCAUCCAGUUCAACCGUCUACCCAGCGCUACCACUGUAACCCCUAAACCACUAAACCAUAUCACCCAGCGCCAGAUCCAGGUGCCUCUUGAACGCUUCCAGGGAUGGUGAUUCCACCUCCUUGGGUAACCUAUUCCGACUCCUGACCACCCUAACAGUGAAAAGUUUUUUUUCUAAUGUCUGAUCUAAGUCCCCCGUGUCUCAGCUAAAGGCCAUUUCCUCGUCCUCUCACUGCAGGCGUGGUAAAAGAGACGAUGAGGUUCCCCUUGAGCCUCCUCUGGGCUUAACACUCCUAGCUCCCUCAGCUGUUCCUCAUAAGACGUGUUGCCCUUCCCAGACAUGCUCCAGCACCUCAAUGUCCUUUUUAAAGUGAGGGGCCCAAAACUGAAUGCAGUGCUGAAUAAGGAGGUGGGGGAAGGAGCUGGCUCUGUGGGCAGAGGAGCCCUUCACUCCUCAGCGCCUGGGCACGGUCACGCCAACCCCGAGAGCUGCCCGGGAUUCAUCCAGCAGUGCAAAUGCUGGCAAUCAGGCUGUCAGCAAUUAUGUUUUAAAUGUGGGAAAUGGAAAAGGAGGGGUAGUAAGUUUUGCCCAUCUGUUGAUCUCAAGAGCCAGGAUGGGGAAAGGGUGUUUCAUGUGAAGCCGGGUCUCUGGAAGUGCAGUUGGUUGAGCAGAAAAAUACAUUGGAUUUUAAACAUUUGAUUUCUGUUGUGUAGAUCCAAACCCAAGACUCUGAGCAUCUGAAAACUCCCGGUUAUGUAAAUGCUGCUUUGUGGUGGUGUUUUGUUUCCUUUCAUUUGUAAACAGUAAAAUUAAGAAAAUUGCCCGGAGUCCAGAGGAAACAAAGCCCACCCGAUCACCUCUGACUGCUCAUGCCAGCCUUUCCACUUCCUCUGACUUCAGUGCCAUCGGGCAGUUUCAGCCCCAUUAGAAAGUAUAGGAGAAAUUUGAAAUUUUGGAAAAAACAAUACAUGGAGGGUAGGGAGGGACACAGAUCAGUGUUCCCCUAGGUAACCAGCUGGCAGAACCAAGAUAUGAUGGAUAAUAUUACAGACUUCUAGCUGCAGCCAGCUGGAGGAUUAGCACAUAUGUAAUUCUGGGCUCACCAACUCCAGUUCACACUUCUCCAUACCUGGAGGGUGUGUGAGAGGACUUUGGUGGAGCAUAUUGCAACCAUGGGGACAGAAGGGGACAAACGUAAGUCUUGGCAGAUAGCUGGCUGAACAUGAGCUAGCAGUGUGCCCAGGUCCAAGAAGGCCAAUGGCAUCCUGGCUUGUAUCAGAAAUAAUGUGGCCAGCAGGACUAGAGCAGUGAUUAUCCUCUUGUACUCGGCACUGGUAAGGCCACAUCUUGAGUGCUGUGUCCAGUUCUGGGCCCCUCUGCUGGUUCAGUGGAGGGCAAUGAAGACGAUGAAAGGUCUGGAGCACAAGUCCUAUGAGGAGUGGCUGAGGGAGCUGGGGUCUUCCAGCCUGGAGAAAAGGAGACUUGGGGGGAUGUUAUUGCUCUCAACAACUCCUGAAAGGAGGCUGUAGCCAGGUGGGGGUCAGUCUCUUUGCCUAAGUAACAAGUGACAGGACAAGAGGAAAUGGUCUCAAGUUGCAUCAGUGGAGGUUUAGAUUGGAUAUUAGGAAAAAUUUCUUCUUGGAAAGGGUAGUCAUGUGUUGGAACAGGCUGCCCAACAAGGGCUCAAAAGGCAUGUGGAUGUGGCGCUUGUGGAUAUGGUUUAGUGGUGAACAUGGUGGUGCUAGGUGUAUGGUUGCACUUGAUAAUCUCAGAGGUCAUUUCCAACCUUAAUGAUCCUAUGAAAUGUAGAGGUAUCCAGAUACUCGGAACCACUUGCUCCAUGGUUUGCUUUUUUUCAGUAAUCAAGCUACCUUUUUUUUUUUGAAAGGUGGCGGAUUAAUAGUAUAUUGCAGGUUAACUUGUCCCUUCUAAAUCCAGAUGGAGUAUCUAAAGAAUUUUUUUUUGUUUUUGUGACUAAAUAUAAGACAAGAAAAUUAGUAGGGAAAUAAGUUUUGGUGUCAAGAGAGGAUUGGUAUGUCUGGGUUUUGUGUCAACAUUUAAUUCACAACAUACCAUCUGCUAAUCUGGUAGCUAUUGUUUUGGCAGCAUAUGCCACACAGCUGAUUUUGUUUGGAAACUAUUGAGUAGGAAAUCCAAGUGAAGCUUGCUGCUCUUGUUUGUUUUCAUUUUUGUCUAAUUGAAAUAAGUCAAUAGGAGGUUUUUGCAGGAGCCUUCAUUUUUGGGAAGGUAGCUUGAUUUUCUUGAGGGGAAGGGGGAUUUUUUACGGUACUGUAAGAGAUUAUCUGCAUACAGCUCCCAAGCAAUUUUCCUCCCCACAUUUCAUAUGGGAAGGCAAAACAUUUAUAUCACCACACUGAGAAAGCACACUUGCUUAUCAGCACAUGCACACCUUCCCAGCAGUUACACCAUCCAUGCAGAUAAAAGUUCUGAUCCAAAGUCAGUCAGGGUCAUGAUAGUAUUUUCCAGGUUGUGGUAGGAUGGGUUUAUGUCAGAACACAUUUGCCAUAUAAUGGUGGCAAGGACUGUUAGAUUGGUGCUAGUUGUCGGGCACUUCCCAUCUUUCUUAUGGAGAACAGGUAAGUCCCAGACACCCUUGACAGGGAAGGAUUCAACUCUGUAAAAAGAACACCAUUGGCCAGAGAGAAAAUAUUCUCCAUGUGAAGAGCUGUGAGAUAAGGCUUUUUGCAUAGAAAGAGAAGCAAGGAGGGACAUAGAAGAGAGUUUGGGUUUUGAUGUGAAUGUUGGUACUUGGCAUGUGUACUAAGCAUGUUCCAGCUAGCCAGGUUAACCAUUCAGUGAUGAAAAGCUUGUAUUGCUUACUGUUUCUAGUUUUGCUUUAUGACUGUGGGAAAGUGUUGUAUUUUAUCUUUAAUGUGAAUAUUUUGUUCCUAUCAUCUGACCCAACAGGAUGUUGAAAUGUUCAAUCCAUCAGGGCUUAUAAAGCUGUUUGGCAUCUUUUUAUAGAAGAGACUCUCUAAAGAGUAGAGUAGUAAAUAUCUGUGGAAUUUCUGAGUCACCCGUCGUCUGAUAUCUGAGUAUCUCUUCUGAAAAAUAACCACACAAAAAAACCCUUCCUUUUCCAAACUGAAGUCCGUUACUGAGAUUUAUUUUCCUUUCAAAUAAAUGCCUUUGGGAUUUUGCAUUCAAAGGAUUCUGCUGUAUGGCAUAUUCAUUCAGAACGUAAUAGCAGUUUCUGCUUUUCUUGAGACUCACAUCCCCUUAUCGUUUGAGCUGCAGAAGAGCCUCUGUAGGGAACAGAGCAAACCCGAUGCUGUGCCCCGCAGACAUCGUUAGCAUGCGACAGCCAGCCUAUUGCAGUCCGGGGAGCAGCAGCAGUGCCUCCACGUCUUUGCUGAUUGACCUCACAGCUCCUUCCUAUUUCAAGUACCGCACAGGAACAGAGCUUCAUAUCGUCUUCAGCAUAAAGAUAGGGUGCCUCAAGCUACUGGAUCUGGAGAUCACCUUGGAGUUCUCAUCACUGAACAGGAAACAAAGGUGUUGCAAGCAUUUCCUUCUUUCCUUGAAGAGAAAAAUGAGCUGGGGAUUCCUACGUGAUCUGCUGAGUGGAGUGAAUAAAUACUCAACAGGAGUUGGAAGAAUUUGGGUAGCUGUUGUGUUCAUGUUCCGCUUACUGGUUUAUGUUGCAGCCGCAGAAAACAUCUGGAAAUAGGAACAUGAUGAAUCUGAAUGCAAUAUCAAACAGCCUGGUUGUGAAAAUGUCUGCUUUGACCAUUUUUUCCCUGUCUCCCACAUCAGACUUUGGGCUUUGCAAUUAAUCAUGGUCUCCACCUCUUCACUCUUGGUUGUUUUUCAUGUUGCUUACAGAGAGAACAGAGAGAAGCACCACAACGAGAAGCUUUACAGAAACCCAGGAGAGAUAGAUGGUGGAUUGCUGUGCACUUACCUAAUCAGCCUCAUUUUAAAAAUAGGAUUUGAAAUAGUUUUUCUUGUUCUGUUUUAUAAAUUGUACAAUGGAUUCAAAAUACCACAUCUUGUGAAAUGUGACAUAAGACCAUGUCCCAGUAGCGUAGACUGCUAUAUUUCCAAACCCACAGAGAAGAUGAUUUUCCUCUCUUUUCUGGUGGCAACUUCAUGCCUGUGCAUCAUCCUAAAUCUAAGUGAAUUGACUUAUCUAAUUUUCAAAUACUCCCCAAAAUGUUAUCUGAAGAGAUACAUGAAGAAACAGCAAGGCUCCAAAAGCAAUUGUCGCAAAUCAGAAAUCAUUGGUUACAACAGAGCAGCACCUGCAGGACGAUUCCCCGAUAGCUCCUCAUCUUUGCCACUGAAUGUACGAGAUGAACAAGAAAAAUGUUCCCCGUUGACUUGAAAGAAGGCUGGAGACCACCCUCCCACUACACAAGCUGCUUUUGACAAAUUGCUUUUCCUAUGAGUGCUUUAUGGAACUGAAAGGAUAGUUACAGAGGAAAUAGUGUUUCUCUACUAGUUCCCCAUUACUCUAGCUGAUAAAUUCAGUUACGUUAUAUAUGUCAUACAUAAAAUCAUUGAGAUCUUUUCAUAUUGAAACAAGAAGUGUAGAAGUCUGAGAAUCCCAUGAAGUUUUAAUAUAAAUACAGAUGCUUAUGAUAAAUCAUGUGAAACAAUUUCUCACAGUUGUGUAUUGAAUAUUGCACAGAAUUGCUUUGGUACAAGCAAAAAGAGGCUUUUUAUACGCAGAGGUGGAAGAACCUGGGACUGAUUAAGAAACUGAACAAUAAGGGGAUGUACAGCAUUUGUCAGGUGUGUGGAUCUGAUGACUGUUGCAACAGCAACAGGAAAGUGCUGGUGUUUGAAGUGAACUAUGUAGUCACACGCCCAUUCCACCAGACUAGAAAACAUAUCAAAACCAGAAAAAACCAAGAAGAGGUAGACGCAUCUAUUUUAGCCCAUGGUGAUAAAGACAGACUUGCUUAUUUAGCUGUUUAUGGAGCACCUCCUUCUGAAAGCAUCUGAGCCCUUUACAAUUUUAAGGGUAUUAAUCAUCAGAACACAUCCUCUAAGGAAAGGCACUUGCUCAAACUUGUGCAAGCAGCACCAAGCGGCUCCCGAGUCAUUAGAUUUGUCUUCUGCUUUGUGGUUGUGGCAUUUAAGAGAAAGGAUCAUUCCCAGUUCAACGGGAGUGAGUAGAGAAAUGCAGACCACGCAAUAUAGCAGAACAGUAGCCAGUAGUCCCUAGUAUUGAGUAGCCUGGAAUCUGGUCCCUUAAGUAAGGCUGAAAAUACUGCUGCUCUUUCCUUCAGUAGAUUUCUCUGCUGUAAAAAUAUGAAAAACCUCCAGUAGAAACAAAGUAAAAAAGAAUCAUCUAUUCCCUUCCCCCCAGGUUUCAGAGUAUCUCUUAAAUACCACACACUUCUGCUCUGUGUUAUGUGUAUCAUUUGGGAAAACAGGAAAGGGAUAGAAAUUAGCUAAGACAUGUCUUCUGUUGAACCUAGACUUUUAAGACAACAGAAACUAGUGCCUAAAAAAACUUAUUUCAGGGUGGUGUGCUCUUUCUGUUGCUGAAAUGAAAGACCUUUGAACAGAUAUCAGUAGUGAGCCUGAUCAAAAUGCACCCUUUAGCAUUACAUUUAUGAGUAGUGGGGUAGCAGUUACAGAUUUAAGAACUAGUGAAUAAACUAUGUACUUUUUGACUGUGA
This is a messenger RNA of Pseudopipra pipra, 5797 nucleotides long. It is a transcript of the gene GJB7, whose product is annotated as gap junction protein beta 7. Gene Ontology annotation, biological process: cell-cell signaling. Gene Ontology annotation, cellular component: connexin complex. Gene Ontology annotation, molecular function: gap junction channel activity. The transcript is spliced from 3 exons. NCBI's taxonomy places the organism in Eukaryota, Metazoa, Chordata, Aves, Passeriformes, Pipridae. The record is from RefSeq and is a predicted model, not a curated record.